Penicillium antarcticum is the source of this 459-nucleotide messenger RNA. RefSeq lists its product as uncharacterized. Lineage: Eukaryota; Fungi; Ascomycota; Eurotiomycetes; Eurotiales; Aspergillaceae. The transcript has 2 exons. The record is from RefSeq and is a predicted model, not a curated record. The coding region runs from base 1 to 459 and encodes 152 amino acids.
AUGGGGGUCGAAAACGUUGCUGCCAUGUCCACCACCGAACGAACAAUCCUCCUAACGGCAAAAGCAAGUGCCCGCCGCCAUCUCCGACUAAUAAUAGUGGAACCAGAUUUCUACCUCGCGAAGCUAAAAUAUGCGAUGGACUUUGUCUGGGCGAAAUGUGCUUUCUCCUUCCUGCUACUAUUAAAAUUAUCCCGUCUACUACCUGAACGAGACGAGGAAUAUCAAGAGCUUCUAGACCACGGCAACCAACUGGUGUCUGAAUUAAGCAAAGCAGGCUCCAACGGGAACCAGUCUGGUGCUGGAAAUAUCUACCUGCAGAUUUUGAAGGUCAGUAUCGAGAAAUAUGGACGUGCAUUGCGGGAAACGCAGCAGCCGAGCUCAGAUGGACAAAUCGCGACAUCGCCGUUCUGGGAACUAUUCGAUGCGCAGGCAGAUCUCCAGUGGUUCGUACCUGAGUAG